AUGGACCCGAGGCUCGACGCGGUUGCCGCGCUCCUCAGCAGUCGUGCCACUUCUCUCUACCACUGGCUGCAGCUGCACGCGCCGUCGCGGUCCGACACGCUCAGCGACCCUACCAAGUCUCGAGAAGCCUUGAUCAACAACUCGCUCACCGGCGCCGGCACGCGGUUCGCGCAGAACUGGUACGAGCUGUUGCCCUGGCAGCGCGAGCGGGUCGUCGACCGCCUUCUCGCCGCAUACUGCACGACGAGGACGCCGCACGAGGACUUCCUAUGGGACAAGCUCAACUACCAGCAAUUGCGCCGCGCGGUCGGGUUCAUGGAGAUCCCGAAAGAGAGCGCUCUCGCCGUCAUGGACACCCAGGCCGCGCCGUACGUCCAGGUCUCGAACCUCGUCCGCGAUAUUCGCAACCUCUGCAUCGACUCGCGCCGCACCGACGCCCUCAACUCGAGCACCACGUGGGAGAAGGCCUUCUUGGGUCCUGCCGGUGUCACGAGGGGCAAGCUGUACCGGCUCGAGCGGCCCGUGUCGCAGCGUGUCGUCCACGAGGUCCGCGAGCUUUACGCUCAGGUGCGCAAGCGGCUCCCCACGGGCGACGCCAUCGACGACGUCCUCGUGUCGGCCGACGUGGUCCUCGCACGAGCGCAUGACUCGCUUCAGCCUGCCUCGACCCGGUUCUCCGCCUUCGUCGGCUUCCUCGAAGACCUCAUCAAGCUGUACGAGUCGUAUCCGGCGCACAAGGCCGACGCCGCAGCGCUGCGCGUCGUCCGCGAGUCGUUCGAGAAGCUCAUGAGGGUCGCCGAGGUCCCGACCGUCGUCGAGCGGAGGACGGCCGAGGUGCACUUCUCGAUGCUGUCGAUCGAUCAGCAGGUGCAGGCCGUCGCGAGGGCCCGAGCGCUGCUGUACCACGCCUGCGGCCAGACGUACGCUUUGCGUCCGUUGCUCGACGUCCAACACGUCCAAGCCGAGCUCUUGAACGCUCUCGAGCAGCCGCAACUCAUGCGGCUCGUGCGAGACGUUCGGGCCGCUGAUGUCCAGCAGCGGCACUGA
This is a messenger RNA of Rhodotorula graminis WP1, 1047 nucleotides long. RefSeq lists its product as uncharacterized. Lineage: Eukaryota; Fungi; Basidiomycota; Microbotryomycetes; Sporidiobolales; Sporidiobolaceae. The record is from RefSeq and is a predicted model, not a curated record. The transcript has 6 exons. The coding region runs from base 1 to 1047 and encodes 348 amino acids.